This is a messenger RNA of Geodia barretti, 3339 nucleotides long. Lineage: Eukaryota; Metazoa; Porifera; Demospongiae; Tetractinellida; Geodiidae. The record is from the annotation of a GenBank genome assembly.
AGCGGAACCGCGAUAAUUUCAACUCGUAGCUAUUCGACAUGGUUGAGAAGCAGACGCUAACGUACAGCCUCUUUCUGUCUUUACUGUUGGUACUACGUACAUGGGCCAACACAGAGGACCAAGUCUACCUACAGGUCUACCCUCCAGUCAACGACACUGAUGAUCUUACGGAUAUCUACUUUGCUCUCAUGCUUUCUUUCGGAGGAGACUAUGUGAGCAUCGGAGCACUGCCGGGAGUCCAGAUAGCACUCGACUACAUCAACAGUGAACCCUCCAUCCUCCCUGGAUACAGUCUUCACUACACCCUCACAGACUCCCAGUGUAACAGGUCGAUGGCUCUCGAGUCGCUCUUCAAGCAACUCAGCUCGGAACAUGUCAAACUGGGGUUGGUUGGAUCGGGCUGCUCAGUUGCCACAGAGCCCACUGCAGAGAUUUCACAGUUCUUCAACAUCCCUCAGGUUUCAUGUGUCAGCUCCUCAUCUGAGCUAAAGAAUAGGAAUAGAUUUAGGUACUACUUCCAGUUGCUGGCUGCUGAGAGUCAGAUAGCACAAGGCUUCUUUAAGAUCAUCACCCACUAUGGCUGGAAGAGAAUCAGCCUCAUCAUUCAGAAUGAAAACCUCUUCACAGUGACAAUGGAUGUACUGAAGGAGCAACUGGCAGAGUCUGGAGUUGACUUUACUGAAAAGCUCUUCAACACAGAGGACGGAAUCGAUGGACUCAGUGGCGGAAUAUUUGAACCUGACACCAGGAUAUAUGUGGUUGCCAUGUAUGCAAGCCAUGCUCGAGACUUCCUGUGCAAGGCAUACUAUGAAGGGAUAGGGUACCCAAAGUACCUGCUGAUCACAUAUGGCUGGUAUGGCUCAGAGUGGUGGACAGGCAAGGCAUCUUCCAAAAACUUCAACUGUACUCCUGAACAGCGGUCUCAAGCCCUGGCCUACUCCCUGGCACCAAGAGUACAGGAGGCCUUCACUAACCUGACUGCCCCAGAUGUGUCUGGGACUACUGCAGCCAUGUACAUUGAACACUAUCGAGAGGCAGUUCUAAUGGAAGUAAAUGAAGAGAUAAAUUUGAGAUCGUAUAUUCCCGAUCGAUCAGAUCCAUUCUACUAUGCCCAGCACUGCCAUGAGGCCACAUUAACUCUUGCAUUUGCUCUUAACAAAACGAUUAACGACCUAAAGAAUAACGAAGAGCAGAAUACUACUGUGGUCGUUUCAAAAAACCUCGUAGAAAACACCGUUUUUGUAGAAAAGAUGGUCAAAUACCUACAAAACACCAGUUUUGAUGGAUUAUCGGGGAAGACAGUGAGGUUCGAUGAAGAUGGAAUUCGACAAAUUAAUGUGCUCGACGUGUACCAGUAUCAAUGGAAUAACACCAAAAUAUUCCGUGCUAAUGUGGCGGUAGUACAUGUGGAUGAGAGCCUAGUUAUCCACUAUCACCAACCAUUCUCCCGUGAUAGUCCGGGGAUGUGGCCAGAUGGUGUUCCUAAUGAUGGGGUACCAAUUGAGGAUGUGGUGACGGUCUCAGUGGGUCUGACAGUGGUCUAUGUGGUGUUUGCUGCUGCUGGUCUUGCGUUUGCUGUUGUGUGCAUCUUUUUCACACUGAUAUUCAGAAACAGAAAGUUAAUUCGACUCUCCAGUCCUAACCUCAACUACCUGAUUGGACUGGGAGCUAUAGUUCUCUACCUCAAUAUCAUCACUCUCGUCAUUCCCACCACAAACACGCACUUUGCUGCUGUACUCUGCAAUAUCAAUCCCUGGCUGACGUCUCUCGGCUAUUCCCUGUGCUAUGGCACUAUCCUGGCAAAGACAAUCAGGAUAUGGUUCAUCUUCAACAAGCCUCCUGUCCCCUCUGUGACAAAAUCAGUAUGUUGCCUUUUCGGUACAUUCUAAGACUGGUAGUAAGAAGAAAAGUCAAACUAGUUUCCAAAAGCCACGGUCUUUCUCACUUCAAUAGUCAAGAGAGAAAACAUACUUUAUCAGCAUUUUUCGAUGGGGAAAGCAAAUAGAUUUAAUUCUAUGGGGGUUUAAGAUAACCCAGUGGCACUGUUAGCAAAGCUAUUUUAGGGGGAAAUUUCCCAAGUUGCCCCUUAGAAAACCCUGUUUCUGUUCAUAUUUAAUUAACAACACCAUUCUGCAUGAGGUGGAUUAAAUGCGGUUCAUUGUCGGUGGAAAAAACUAAUAAUGGAAUACACGUUCCUUCCCAUUCUCAGAUAGUGAUCAAGGACUAUGCACUGGCUCUGUUUGUCUUCAGUCUGGUAGUAAUAGAUGUCCUCAUUCUUGGGAUAUUCACCCUGGUGGAGGAGGUACUGAGGGGGGAACUUGGCGUCACGAGAACCACCAACAAAGAAAAUAUGGAAGAUACUAUUGGGCCAACAUGUGAAAUCCACCAAUACUACCUGUAUGUCUGCAAGUCAAGGGGACAACUCGCCCUGUUUACAGUUCUCUUUGGGUACAAGGGACUUCUUCAAGUCACGGCACUCAUACUUGCCUUUAACAUCCGCAAAGUCAAAAUCAAGGGUCUGAAUGACUCCAAGUACAUUGCGGCUGCCAUUUACGUCACCAGUAUAGUGCUGGCUGUUACAGCAAUCUCCACUUACACUCUGAUGGACUAUGUCAAUAUCUAUCCAGCUGUGGUGGGAAUGGGGUUUCUGCUAGGAACUACAAUGAUCCUGGGCCUGGUGUUUGUUCCUCGAAUGGUGGGUCUGUACCAGGAUCCACAGGGGGAGAACAUAAAGAUCUCCAUCACUCACAGCUCCCACGACGUCCCACGCAGGGACUCCGUCUACUCCCCAGAGGCUGAGAUUAAGAGACUGAAGCAGCGGAUUGCUGAGCUGGAGAGAAGCCAGCAGCCAUCCCAGACCUUUCAGAUAGGAAGCACAGUGAGCGUAUCAAACCCAGACUACAUGGCCUCCAGCCCGUCAUCAGCCGAGCGCUACCAGAACCACCAGUUACACAUCUAUGCCAGCAGUCAUGAUUCAACAAGAGAUAACCCACUGACUGACACCAAACGUAGCCAUGUCGUGAGGUGGAGUCGGGAUUUCCCAACUCAUAACCCUCUGUAGAGGUGUUGAGAACGGAUUAUGUUUGUUUUUUCACUGUCAGUUGUCAUUUUUGUACAUAAUAUGCAUGCGGUUUUUAUAUUCCCAAAGCCACAUGACACCAUCCCUAUAUCUGUGUUUUAUUGUUCAUAAGCAAAGUUUACAAAGAUAUAGGGAUGGUGUCAUGUGGCUUUGUGCAUAUUUGGUGUGUAAUGACCCCUUGUUUCUUCCUUUUUGGUGCUUCAAGUCAUCCCUAUAUCCCACUUUCAUUUUGAAGAAAUGAUUUUUCCACUUGUAUAUUU